AUUAUCAUAAUGUCCCCGAGUGUCUUGUGCUCCCCACGAUUUACUUUCACCUCACUCCCGAACACUACCCUAAUUGCCCUAUUCUCUCUUCCUUCGUCCCAGCGACCACAAAUCACUGCAAUUCAAGGUUUGAACUUCAAAUGGCGAGCGCUGUAGAUGCUUCCGGAAACCCGAUCCCAACGUCGGCGGUGUUGAUGGCGUCGUCGAAGCACAUUGGGAUAAGGUGCCACUCCGAGAAUUUGGAGUUUCUGAAGUGCAAGAAGAAGGAUCAGAACCCUGAAAAUUGCCUCGAUAAAGGUCGUGAUGUCACCCGUUGCGUCCUUGGCCUUCUGAAGGAUCUGCACCAAAAGUGCACAAAGGAGAUGGAUGAUUAUGUUGGCUGCAUGUACUACCAUACAAAUGAAUUUGACUUGUGUCGCAAAGAGCAGCAAGCAUUCGAGAAAAAGUGUUCUUUGGAAUGAAAUUAUGCACUGCUGUUGUCGAAAAUAAUAUCACAGGCAAUUUGGAGUGAGCAAAUGAGCCUGUUUUCCAAAAAUUCAUUGACCUUUUCCGUUUGUAUGACAGUGUUGGAAUCUAUACCAUUAACUAUGUUGGUCGUCUAAAUUUUUCUAGAGAAAUGCAUCCAAGCAAGACAAAACAAGAUCCUCUUCAAACAUAAUAACUGACAAGAAUUUUUGAAGUUGGAACAUGCUUGUAAUUUGAUCUCUACGUUUGAAAUGCAUAUUUCUUGUGCUUUAAAAAAAA
Molecule: messenger RNA, 744 nt
Organism: Glycine soja
Lineage: Eukaryota; Viridiplantae; Streptophyta; Magnoliopsida; Fabales; Fabaceae
Product: NADH dehydrogenase [ubiquinone] 1 alpha subcomplex subunit 8-B-like
Exons: 3
Coding region: 141-461 (106 amino acids)
Biological process (GO): mitochondrial electron transport, NADH to ubiquinone
Source: RefSeq, a predicted model, not a curated record